Molecule: messenger RNA, 1293 nt
Organism: Miscanthus lutarioriparius
Lineage: Eukaryota; Viridiplantae; Streptophyta; Magnoliopsida; Poales; Poaceae
Source: the annotation of a GenBank genome assembly
AUGGCGGCCACCACUACUACCAUCCUUCUCCUCCUCGUCGCCGCCACCGCCGCCUCGGCGGCCGACCUCUCCGUGUACCACAACGUGCACCCGCCGUCCCCGUCCCCGCUCGAGUCCAUCAUCGCGCUCGCCCGCACCGACGACGCGCGGCUCCUCUUCCUCUCGUCCAAGGCGGCCUCGUCCGGCGGCGUCACCUCCGCUCCCGUCGCCUCCGGGCAGACUCCGCCCUCGUACGUCGUCCGCGCGGGGCUCGGUACCCCAGUGCAGCAGCUCCUCCUGGCGCUCGACACCAGCGCCGACGCCACCUGGUCGCACUGCGCCCCGUGCGACACGUGCCCUGCCGGCAGCCGCUUCAUCCCGGCAAGCUCCUCCUCGUACGCCUCUCUCCCGUGCGCCUCCGACUGGUGCCCGCUCUUCGACGGCCAGCCGUGCCCAGCGAGCCAGGACGCGUCGGCGCCGCUGCCUACGUGCGCCUUCUCCAAGCCGUUCGCGGACACCGCGUUCCAGGCGUCGCUGGGCAGCGACACGCUGCGGCUGGGCAAGGACGCCAUCGCCAGCUACGCGUUCGGGUGCGUGGGCGCGGUGACCGGGCCGACGACGAACCUGCCGAAGCAGGGGCUCCUCGGCCUCGGCCGGGGCCCCAUGUCGCUGCUGUCACAGACCGGGAGCAGGUACAACGGCGUCUUCUCCUACUGCCUGCCGAGCUACAGGUCGUACUACUUCUCCGGCUCCCUCCGGCUGGGCGCCGCCGGGCAGCCCAGGAACGUCCGGUACACGCCGCUGCUGACCAACCCGCACCGGCCGUCGCUGUACUACGUGAACGUGACGGGGCUCAGCGUGGGGCGGACCCUGGUGAAGGUCCCCGCGGGGUCGUUCGCGUUCGACCCAGCCACCGGCGCCGGCACGGUGAUCGACUCGGGGACGGUGAUCACGCGGUGGACGGCGCCCGUGUACGCGGCGCUGAGCGAGGAGUUCCGGCGGCAGGUGGCGGCGCCGAGCGGGUACACGUCGCUGGGUGCCUUCGACACCUGCUUCAACACGGACGAGGUGGCGGCGGGCGGCGCGCCGGCCGUGACGCUGCACAUGGAUGGCGGCGUGGACCUGACGCUGCCGAUGGAGAACACGCUGAUCCACAGCAGCGCCACGCCGCUGGCGUGCCUGGCCAUGGCCGAGGCGCCGCAGAACGUGAACGCCGUCGUCAACGUGGUGGCCAACCUGCAGCAGCAGAACGUCAGGGUCGUCGUCGACGUCGCCGGCUCGCGCGUCGGAUUCGCGAGGGAGCCCUGCAACUGA